CGCAGACCUUUCAGUCUUCCUUGAGACUUGCGCCAACAUUCCAGGCGCUUCAUCAAGACCGUCUAUUCUUUCGGUCUCUCAUACGUCUAGUCUAGGCACAUCCACAUACGUGCCGGACCUUGCUUCCACAUCAAACCAUCAGUUUUGCAGGCAGUCGCACACUUGAGUGCGCCCUGCUAAGAAUUUGCAAUCAUGGGUAUGAUCAUUGACGUAUCCAUGCGCAACCCUCUCGCAUGGGCAGGCAUCCUCGGAAUCACCUGCUAACGAUGGAUAGGUCCCAAAAAGAACCAGAAGAUGUCCCUCGGGACCUUCUUGCAGGACGAGAAUUAUGGAUCAUGGGCUGACGAGAUGGAGGAUAUGCCUCUUCCAUCCUCGGACAGACCAAGCUACGGAUCAGAGCGCCGAACGUUCAGCACAAACACUGGUAUGGGUAUGGGAAUGGGCAAUGGGUUCGCAGACAGACGAGACGGCUAUCCUUCGCGCGAACAACUCCCUCUUCCCACUGAGCCUCCAUUCACCGCACAUCUGGCAAAUCUUUCAUUUGACGCCACUCAGGGAGACAUCAGCGACUUUUUCAGCGACUGCGCGGUCACCAAUGUGCGCAUUGUAGAGGACAAGAUGGAUCGCAAACCAAAAGGAUUUGGAUACGUUGAAUUUGGAACUCUGGACGGCCUUAAGGCUGCAUUGGCCCUGAGCGGUAGCAACCUUGGUGGUCGUCAAGUUCGUGUCAGCGUGGCGGAGCCGCCCAAAGACAGAGAUUCUUCUCGAGACUUUAGCGACUGGUCAAGAAAGGGGCCUUUGCCCGAUCUUCCCAAUCAGCGCAGGGUCUCUGAACGACCUAGCGGUGGUUUUGGCGGUGGUCGCAACUUCGACAAUAUGUCAGACGCAGGCAGUGAGCGCGGCCCUCGUCGUGGUGCCUUCGAACAGGGCGAUGGGAAGUCUAGAGAUUUCUCGAACUGGGAAAGAAGGGGCCCCUUGUCACCAGUGUCGCCUGCUCCCACUUCACUUCGGGAAGGAGGAAGACAGGGAAGCAGAGAGGGUGGUUUCCGCAGAAACUCGCCAGCCUGGGGUGAGGGCACAUCGCAAGACGGUUCGCGACCCCCUAGACGCGAAUUUACCGAGCGGCCGCCACCAGAGCGACAACCUACAGCUCCAGAACUCGAUAACCAGUGGCGAUCUAAAAUGCGACCCGAUGCUCCAGCAAAAGAAUCCACCCCUGAAGCUAGCGAGCCUUCUUCCCCUGGCCCGGCAGCUGCGCCGACGACGAGGCCCAGAUUGAAUCUGCAGAAGAGGACUGUUUCAGAGGCUGUGCCGGUUGAGUCCCCAGCUCCAGGGUCCGACUCGAAAGCUAGCCCAUUCGGUGCCGCACGUCCUGUCAACACAGCCGCCAAGGAGAAGGAGGUGGAAGAGAAGCGACAACUGGCUAUCCGGCAAAAGAAGGAAUCCGACGAGAAGGCCAAGGCUGACAAAGCUGAGGAGAAGCGCCUGGCCAGAGAGAAAGCCGAGCAGGAGAAGGCAGAGAAACCAACAACCAAGGAGAGCAAGGAAACGAAAGAAGCCCCAGCAAACGACACGACUACGUCCAAGGACGAUGAUGAGGAAGCCCCACAAGAGGCUACGCCGAAGUUUGACAUUCUGCGUCGCGCUGAUUCGGACAGGAAUGACAUGGUUGCAGAAGAUGAAGAGGAGGGCGAGGAGCAUCUCCCGGUCGAUGACAAAGCUGUCAAACCCAAGGAAAUUGUACAAGAUGCCCCAGCCAAGGCCAAUGGGUCGUGGCGCAAUGCUAAAGCACCACAAGCUGCUCCCGAAGGAACCACCACGGCGGAGCUGGAAGAAGAGGGAUGGAGCACUGUCUCGAAGCCAACCAAGCAACGCAACAACCGCCGAAACUAUCCGUCUCGAGCGAUUGCCUCAUGAUUUGAUUGAAAUGUUGAGGCCAUUGAUGCACUUGUUGAGAAGAAGUUGAAGCGGACCUGCUUGUGGCUUGUGGCGGCCUUGUACGUUCUAAGUGUCUGCAGACCUUCGGGUGGCAUGCCUGGUGGCGGUACUGAUCAGGACGCGGAACUCUACGAUUUUGGCUACAUGCUGCUCUUACUCUCGCACACGCUCUCCGAUUCAAUGCAGGCUGCGGGAUCGCUUCCCUUGUUCCAGCAUUGUGGAGUUUCGGAAAAGUGCUGGAGUGCAAACUGGGCAAGAUUGCAAGCAAACAGGCGUGGAGGUGGCUAGGGUUUCAAAAAGGGAUUAAUUUCUCGACUCGCAUUUGCACAUGUAUUUUGUACACAGGCUCUAAUCUCAGUCAUGAGAGCACGAUAGAGAAUGACCUUUCUACAAUGUCCCGGGUACUCCUGAAUGUUCGCAGUGACAGUUGGAUGAACUGGUAAUGAGCAACAAUACUGAGUAGGCGGUAGUCCAG
Exophiala viscosa is the source of this 2413-nucleotide messenger RNA. Its product is annotated as translation initiation factor eIF-4B. Bases 295 to 1917 code for a protein of 540 amino acids. Gene Ontology annotation, cellular component: nucleolus. Lineage: Eukaryota; Fungi; Ascomycota; Eurotiomycetes; Chaetothyriales; Herpotrichiellaceae. The transcript is spliced from 5 exons. Gene Ontology annotation, molecular function: RNA binding. The record is from RefSeq and is a predicted model, not a curated record.